Molecule: messenger RNA, 2049 nt
Organism: Anisakis simplex (herring worm)
Lineage: Eukaryota; Metazoa; Nematoda; Chromadorea; Rhabditida; Anisakidae
Source: the annotation of a GenBank genome assembly
AUGAAGUUUACCACAUUCGCAGGAUUUGUGCGCCGUAAUCCGGCAGAACGCAAUGAACCAUAUUCAUUUGUGUGUCGCGGUGGAUCUCUAGGAUGGCUGAAUUUGGAAACCGGUAAAACGAACACUCAGCCGGGUGGCUGCAUACCGGUCUGCAAGGAAAUCACUCACGUUUACGAGGGUACACUUAUCAAAAGACAACCAAAACUCAAAGUUUCAUUUGACGGUAUCGAACAUAUCAUACCCGGUGCCAUAUACACUUUCCAGUGUGCUCAAGGCUACGAAUAUCCACCGUCAACACCGUACAGCAAAACGAAUCAACAGCAAAUCUUCUGUGCUGGCGGAUCGGCUGGCUAUCGUGAUAUGAGCACUGGAGCCUUCAAUGCGAAGCCGUUUCCGUGUCAAAAGGCUGGUGCGAAAGGUUGUGACCCAAUCGCUCCUUCACCUGGUAGGAUAUUGUAUCCAGACAAGCGUGACUGUGACUAUGAGGACGGAAAGAAACCGAAAGGGUGCCGUGUUCGAGUGCAAUGCGAGCAAGGAUAUUAUCCGCAGUACAUGGGUAAUGAAUUCAGUCCGGUGCCACUUAUUCAAAAACUUCGUUGCGCUGCUGGAAUGGAUGGUUGGGUGAACGAAGAAACCGGUCAGAAAAAUGCCACUGCAAUGAAAUGCCUACCAGGAUGUAUCGUGAAAUCUGAAGAAGUGUCCAGGAGCGUUAUAUUUGUUAACGACGAUAGACCGAAUAUCGUCUACAGGUCUAAUGUAACUGUAUAUAAAGUUGGAGCUCAAGUAACUAUAAAAUGCACUGGUGAUUUCGUGAUGGGAACGCUUCAAGAACGUAACAGUGGUUCGGUGACAUUCAAAUGUAUUGGCGGUGCAUCGAAAUGGCAAAACUUAGUGACUAAAGCUGAUGGAAUGGACAUUAAUGGCUGCUUGAGUACCUGUAUAGCAUUCAAGGAUCCUCCACAAGGAACGUUGUUUGCAUCGUAUCCGGAUUUGUUCUAUCAAGACGGUGCUAUGCGAGUUGUGCAAGGUGGAAAAUAUGAAUUCAAAUGUGCCGAAGGCUAUCAAUACCCACAAAAUAGUCCUCACAGUAGAACAGGACGUGAAACACUUAUCUGUCGUGAACGAGGGCCAUCGUCAACAGGAUAUUUCGACCCGCUCACACAAAAUUUUGUUAAUCAGAUAGAUGUAUGUGUCCGAGGCGAAACACCGGGAUGCUCGAAAAUAAAUAAACAAUUUGCACCUGAACACACAAAAGUAAUCGAGAUGAUUAAUUGCGCAGAAGAAAACGGUAAAACUUCGAUUGGUUGCACUGUAAUGCUGGAAUGUGAGGAUGGUUUUGCGGCAACACAAGAUUCGUACAAAAUCAGUGGAACGCAAGAGUUGGUAUGCGUGGAUGACGGAGCAAAAUCCUCAUGGCAUGACAAGAGGACCAAUAGAGUGACUGAUUUCAUUCAGUGUCAAGCAGCUUGCCCACGCUUAUCGACAACAAAUAGCAUUAUGAUAAAAUCAGAUCAAAUAUGGGUUAUAAAUGGUGAUAAAUAUUUCUAUCAACCUGGCUCAACAAUGACAAUCAAAUGUGCACCAGGUACAAUUAGUGUGGAGGAAACACAAAAAGUAGAGGAAACACAAAAAACGAAAGAAUACAGAUGUGAAGGUGGUAACGUGGGAUGGCUUCAUUUGGAAUCUGGCACCAAUGUCCAGUGGCCUGGUGAAUCGUGUAAGGCCACGUGUGAAGUGAUCGAUCGACAAGAAGGAUUCAUAAUGUUACAAAAUGCCACUUUCUUCACGUAUCGCGGCGAGCAAUACGCUCUCGGCAAAACAGCGUUUGUCUACCAAUGUAAACCAGGAUAUGUAUACGCACAAGGAUCAGCACAUCUUGAAAGCAAGAAGCAAACGAUAAUGUGCAAUGGUGAUACGAGACGGUAUGAAGAUGUUGAAUCACGAUCGACUGAUCCGCAACCUGAGCAAUGUGUCAGACCACCAAAUGCCAAUGAGUGUAAGGUGAAGCAACUUCCUUACAAAGUCUGUCUUUUAGCAUUGAAGUCCUAG